AUGAAGCUCAAUACCGUUUCGUGGAACAUUAUCAAGCACUGGAUCCACAAAAAGGAAGUCUACGAGAAAGAAAAUGGCGAGCCCGCCCCUCUAACCCUCAUGGAGCGCCGCGCCCUCAACAUCCUCGUCCCAGGCGUCUGCCCCAUGCCCCCUCAGGCAGAAUCUACUAUUUCGGACCAGCGGGACCCCUCGGCGGGCCAGCAGCGCUUCGUGGCUCAAGAGGCCCAGCGCCGCACGUCCUCUCAGCGCCGGCGGUCCAAGUCCCCGCUUCGUUCCGAGGCCAAGUUGUCGGCCCGCACUUCGCGCGACGAGGCUUCGGAGCAAGGAACGCCCAAGGCUAUCCUCGUCAGCGAUGAUGGUAUUGCCACGCACGUCAAGGUUGGACGGGCUGUUGACCCCGAUUAUGAGAAGGCCGAUUGGGUCUCGACGCUUCUUAAUUUUACGACCGUCAAGAAUUUGGCCAGGCCCGACUUCGUUUUCUUCACCGUCGACGACUUGGGUCCCAAGAUCCAGACAAAAUGGGGCUGCUUCUGUGACCUCCCCGACAAGAGGAAGAGGUUCCCUUGCAAGGAGUCCGGGCUCAUCGACGGUCAGGUGCCGUGCUUUAGCUCGAAGAAGGACGCCAAGCAGUACGCCUCCAAGAGCGCCCUAAAUUCCCUUUCCCCCAAUGCGAAGCCCUUGAAGUUCCAGGAUCAGGAGGUCCUCCACCCGGCUAAUGCCAUCGCGUUGAUCGCUGCGACCGCCGCUCCUGCUCCCGCUCCUUCUACUUCCACAGCGGCUCCCACAACCGCCCCGGCUGCUCCAGUUGCCCCCAUGGCUCCCGAGACUACCGCCGAAGUCCCGACGACCGCUCCCGCCGCCGCCGAAGUCGAAAUCGAAGCGGAGACCGAAGACGCCGGCGCCAAGCUCGACGCCGACGUCCUCAUGUCGACUGAUGCCGUCAGUAUACCCGACGCUAAGCCCCCGACCCCGAUCCCGACCGAUGUUACCGACGAGCCACAUACUAAAUCCCCCAGUAGAAGCAGCAGCAGAAGUAACCGAAAGAGGAACUACGAGUUCGACGACGAGCCCGAUGCGAUUGACCAAGUUUUGAAGGCUUGUGAUCGAUUGAAGCUUCGAUACCCACAUUUUGAGGUUACACCAAGUGAUAAUAUGCCUAAUUUUUACGACGUACGCGUCGACUUUGGGAAGGAUUCCGAUCUUCUCCCCGAGGGUUUGGGAAAUGUGGACUCCAUUCUCACAAGAGGGGCUGCUAAGGAGGCUGCCGCCAGUCGUGUGCUAGAAUGGCUGUUGCAGCAUGAGAGGGACCGGAGGAAGGAUGACGAUUCGACCAUGUUCUGCGCUUGA
Messenger RNA from Scedosporium apiospermum, 1347 nucleotides. RefSeq lists its product as uncharacterized. The coding region runs from base 1 to 1347 and encodes 448 amino acids. NCBI's taxonomy places the organism in Eukaryota, Fungi, Ascomycota, Sordariomycetes, Microascales, Microascaceae. The transcript has 4 exons. The record is from RefSeq and is a predicted model, not a curated record.